Messenger RNA from Exophiala oligosperma, 751 nucleotides. Its product is annotated as 5-formyltetrahydrofolate cyclo-ligase. Gene Ontology annotation, cellular component: mitochondrion. The transcript has 3 exons. The record is from RefSeq and is a predicted model, not a curated record. Gene Ontology annotation, molecular function: 5-formyltetrahydrofolate cyclo-ligase activity. Bases 11 to 751 code for a protein of 246 amino acids. Lineage: Eukaryota; Fungi; Ascomycota; Eurotiomycetes; Chaetothyriales; Herpotrichiellaceae. Gene Ontology annotation, biological process: folic acid-containing compound biosynthetic process; tetrahydrofolate interconversion.
GUAACCAUCCAUGAAGUCCAGGCUACCCAUAUGGAGUCUACAAGCACGGAAAAUGUCCACGACUACCCUGCGUGAGCAGAAAGAUUCGCUACGAAAGCGCAUCCGGGAUGAACUCAAGCAGCUCAGCCCACGUGAGAUAGAAAGACAGUCAACUGUUGUCACAAAUCAUGUUUUGCAGACACCAGCAUAUCAUGAUGCAAAAGCCAUAGCAAUAUUCCUUUCCAUGCCCGGCAAAGAAAUCUCAACCCGAGAUAUUGUCCUACAUUCGCUGGAUAAUGGCAAGGCUGUCUUCGUGCCCUAUUUGCACCCGGGCACAGAUUCGAAGUCCAGAGUCAUGGACAUGCUGCAGUUGCAAGACAAGCAUGAUUUUGAAACACUGAAGCCAGACAGCUGGGGGAUUCCGUCCCUGUCCAAAGACUCUGAGGGUGUGCGAAGGAAUGCUUUAGGCGGAUUUGGAAUCUCGAGUAUACGUGACCAGAAGGAACCUCCAGUGCUUGAUCUCAUAUUCGUGCCCGCGGUGGCUUUCGAUCAGUCUCAUCGACGUCUUGGCCAUGGCAAGGGUUUCUAUGACCGCUAUCUCGAAAAAUAUAAGAACGCUCUUGAUUCAAGCCAAGCUACACAACAAAUGCCGUACCUUGUUGGUCUUGCUCUUGCUCAGCAGAAUCUGCCCGGCAAGGAAGAGAUCCCUGUAGAUCAAAGCGACUGGUUGAUUGACGAGGUUAUCACAGCCGGCAAAACGGACGUGGUAUGA